CCCUAGCAGAUAGAAAUUCACAAAAUUCCUUCUGAUCUGGUUUAAUUUUUCUUCAAAAUCAUCAAUUAAUCAAUCGAUCAAAUCAAAAUAGAAUAAUAAAAACAGAAAUGGAUUCAUUUGGAGGCGCAUAUUUCACCGAUGAGAAAGCAGCCAAAGUCGAAAACAUCUUCCUUGAAUUCCUCAAAAAUUAUCGAAUAGAAGGUGGGAAUUCGGCAUACUACGAGUCAGAAAUAGAAGCAAUGACACCAAAUGAAUCAAACACAAUGUUUAUUGAUUUCUCACAUGUAAUGAGGUUUAAUGAUGUUCUUCAGAAAGCCAUUUCUGAUGAAUAUUUGAGAUUUGAACCUUACUUGAAGAACGCUUGUAAGCGAUUCGUUAUGGCACUCAAACCCACUUUCAUUACUGAUGAUAAUCCUAAUAAAGAUAUCAAUAUUGCCUUCUUUAAUCUCCCCAUCAUUAAAAGAUUGAGGGAAUUGAGUACAUCUGAGAUAGGUAGAUUAGUAUCGGUAACAGGCGUGGUGACUCGAACGAGUGAAGUUAGGCCCGAGCUUCUUCAGGGUACUUUCAAGUGUUUGGAAUGUGGAGAUAUCAUAAAGAAUGUUGAACAACAGUACAAGUACACCGAGCCCAUGAUAUGUAUGAAUGCUAUGUGUGCAAAGAAAGGAUUCUGGACACUUCUUAGACAAGAAAGUAAAUUUGCCGAUUGGCAGAGGGUUAGGAUGCAGGAAACAUCCAAGGAAAUACCUGCAGGGUCGCUUCCCAGAUCGUUAGAUGUCAUUCUUCGGCAUGACAUUGUUGAACAAGCUAGGGCUGGUGACACGGUAGUUUUUACUGGUACCGUGGUCGUGAUACCAGACAUUUUGGCAUUGGCGGCUCCUGGUGAGAGAGCUGAAUGUCGCAGAGAAGGUGGUCAACGUAAUACCACUGGUGCUGUCCAAGAAGGUGUUAAAGGUCUACGGGCUUUGGGAGUUAGAGACCUUUCUUAUCGGCUUGCAUUUAUUGCCAAUUCAGUACAGAUUUGUGAUGGCAGAAGGGAUGCUGACAUACGAAAUAGGAAGAGGGAUGCUGAGGAUGGUGACACACCGGAUUUCUCGGCAGAGGAGUUAGCAGAGGUUAGGCAAAUGAGGAAUACUCCCGACUUCUUUAACAAGCUUGUUGACAGUGUUUGCCCUACUGUUUUUGGUCAUCAAGACAUUAAACGGGCAAUCUUGCUUAUGCUUUUGGGCGGGGUUCACAAGUUUACACAUGAAGGAAUCAACCUCCGGGGAGACAUAAAUGUUUGUAUUGUUGGGGAUCCCAGCUGUGCCAAGUCUCAGUUUCUCAAGUAUACCACAACUUUAGUUUCAAGAUCUGUGUACACGUCUGGGAAAUCUUCAUCUGCUGCGGGUUUGACCGCAACUGUUGCGAAAGAACCAGAAACUGGAGAGUUUUGUAUCGAGGCUGGUGCUCUAAUGCUUGCUGACAAUGGUGUCUGCUGCAUUGAUGAAUUUGACAAAAUGGAUGUUAGAGAUCAGGUUGCUAUACAUGAAGCUAUGGAACAACAAACAAUUAGUAUUACAAAAGCAGGAAUUCAAGCAACACUUAAUGCUAGAACAUCAAUUCUGGCUGCUGCUAAUCCCACAGGAGGCCGCUAUGACAAGUCCAAACCAUUAAAGUACAAUGUUGCUCUUCCCCCAGCCAUUCUUUCAAGAUUCGACCUGGUAUAUGUCAUGAUUGAUGACCCCGAUGAUACAACGGAUUACCAUAUUGCCUCUCAUAUUGUGAGGGUGCAUCAAAAGCGUGAAGAGGCUAUUACUCCGACCUUCACUACAGCACAACUAAAGCGUUAUAUUGCAGUUGCCAAAUCUAAAAAGCCAAAGCUAAAUGCAGAAGCCAGACAAAUGUUAGUGGAUUCUUAUGUCGCUCUUCGUAGAGGUGAUACUGCUCCAGGAGGUAAAGUCGCGUAUCGCAUGACAGUCAGGCAGUUGGAGGCAUUAAUCAGACUAUCUGAGGCUAUUGCUCGAUGCCACCUGGAUGAUGAGGUUUCCACACGCCAUGUUCGUUUAGCAACAAGACUCCUAAAAACUUCAGUAAUCAGUGUGGAAUCAACUGAGAUAGAUUUGACAGAGUUUCAAGAUGAGAAUCAAGAGGAUGGUGAUGUUGGUGAAAAUGGUGAAGCUGAACCAAGUGGUGCCCAUGCUGACCCCGCCACAGAGCAGCCAGAAAAUGCAGAAGGAUCCGGAGGGAAGAAACUUGUUAUAACAGAUGAAUACUUUCAGCGUGUAACUCAGGCUCUUGUGAUGCGUCUUAGGCAGCACGAGGAAACUGUUGCAAGAGAAGGGAGUGGGUUAGCUGGUAUGAGGCAAAGGGAUUUGAUACAAUGGUACGUAGCUCAGCAGAAUGAAAAGAACAACUACAGCUCGGCCGAAGAAGCAAAGGCUGAAAUCACCAAGCUUAAAGCUAUCAUUGAGAGUUUGGUAAGAAGGGAAGGCCAUUUAAUCGUAGUGGAUGAAGAGGAGGCAACUGCACAAGGGGAUGAUGAUGGAAAUACCAGACGGACCUCUCGAAACAACAGGAUUCUCGCGGUGGCACCUAACUAUGUUAUUGAUUGAAAUUGAUAAAUUUGAAGAAGAAAUUGUACUACUAGUUUUUUGCUAAUUCAAGACACUAGUGAGUUAAGUUUGAGACGAUGCUACAGUUAUAUGAAUGAGUUAACCUAUGUGUUGUCCCAAAUUUUUUAUGCCAUCCUAAAUUUGUAAAAGAUUAGAAAAAGAAUUCAAUGUCGUGACUACUUAAAGAUGAGACUGGGUUGUUUAGCUUGUGAAUAAAA
Messenger RNA from Erigeron canadensis, 2809 nucleotides. RefSeq names its product DNA replication licensing factor MCM6. The transcript is spliced from 17 exons. Gene Ontology annotation, biological process: double-strand break repair via break-induced replication; mitotic DNA replication; DNA replication initiation. Gene Ontology annotation, cellular component: MCM complex; nucleus. The record is from RefSeq and is a predicted model, not a curated record. Bases 108 to 2591 code for a protein of 827 amino acids. Gene Ontology annotation, molecular function: single-stranded 3'-5' DNA helicase activity; ATP binding; single-stranded DNA binding. NCBI's taxonomy places the organism in Eukaryota, Viridiplantae, Streptophyta, Magnoliopsida, Asterales, Asteraceae.